Molecule: messenger RNA, 2180 nt
Organism: Glycine soja
Lineage: Eukaryota; Viridiplantae; Streptophyta; Magnoliopsida; Fabales; Fabaceae
Product: rust resistance kinase Lr10-like
Exons: 3
Coding region: 99-2102 (667 amino acids)
Biological process (GO): protein phosphorylation
Molecular function (GO): polysaccharide binding; ATP binding; protein kinase activity
Source: RefSeq, a predicted model, not a curated record
GUUGAAGGAAAUAUGUGGUUCCUUAUAUAUUUCAAGUCUGUGUUUGAAAUUUAAAGAUCUAACUUCGAUUUGUAUGCACAUCAAACAGUUUGGGGGUCAUGUGGAGAGAGGGAGCGUUAUUGGUGGUCCUGCUGCUGCUGCUCCUCCUAGUCCAGCAAAAUUGUGCUACCAAGGAUGAGCAAGAGCAUGGUUGCCCUCCUUCUUCCUGUGGCAAAAUCACCAGCAUAACUUAUCCAUUUCGAUUAAAAGGUGACCCAAAAAGCUGCGGCCACAACAGGUACGAGCUAGCUUGUGAAAAUAAUGUUACAGUGUUAUAUUUGUACUCCGGGAAAUAUCAUGUACAGGCAAUCAACUACAACAACUUCACAGUCCGAGUGGUUGAUCCCGGAGUUCAACAACAAAACUACUCUUCCCUUCCACGCUAUUUCUUGUCACAAUCCAAUUUCAGUGAUUCCUAUAGUGACGCCACGGAUCCAUACCAAGCCGGUCUAAAACCAAUUAACAAUUGGGCAUGGCUCAUUUUCCAGCAUGUAGUGUUUAUGAAUUGUAGCCACCCAGUGACCUACAAUCGUAAAUAUGUGGAUACUGCUCCCUGCGUCAACUCUGACUCCAAAGGCUAUUACAUAUACUCUAUUGCUGGUGACUUAAAAGCACAUGACUUUGAAGUUGGUUGUCACGUAAAGCUGGUUGCUCUCACAUCUUGGUGGGGUUUCGACACAAACAAUCAUUCCUACACUGCCAUGCACACGGGGCUAGUCUACGGAUUCGAGAUUUCAUGGAUGCACCUCGCCUGUGAUAAUCAUUGUCGAUAUAAAUAUGGACGUUUAUAUAGAUAUGGAUAUGGAAAUGGAAAUAGAUACUGCUAUUUCGACUAUUCCAUCCAGAACCUUCGAUGCCCUCUGUGUAAUCGCCAACGUUCCCGCAUUAUAUGUGGAAUACUGGAAAUACUGCUAUUCGUUGCCGGUGCUGCCGAAAUGGUCAUUAUGUUAUUAUGGCCAUGCAAACUUUUGUUUGGGGUGCCACUGUUUAUUACACUUUUUAUACGUAAAUGGAGAAAAAGACAUAUGUCAAUAUACGAAAGUAUUGAAAAUUAUCUAGAACAAAAUAAUUUGAUGCCUAUUAGAUACUCAUACAAGGAAAUUAAGAAGAUGACCGGAGGUUUUAAAGAAAAGUUGGGUGAAGGAGGAUAUGGCUAUGUGUUCAAGGGAAAAUUGUGUAGCGGGUCUUGUGUAGCAAUAAAAAUGUUAGGUAAAUCAAAAGGAAAUGGCCAAGAUUUUAUUAGUGAAGUUGCAACCGCCGGAAGAAUACAUCAUCAAAAUGUAGUACAAUUAAUUGGAUUUUGUGUCCAGGGGUCAAAACGUGCUCUUGUCUAUGAAUUCAUGCCCAAUGGAUCUCUUGAUAAACUUAUUUUUUCCAAAGAUGGAAGUAUACAUUUAAGCUAUGACAAAAUAUAUAACAUAUCAAUUGGAGUGGCUCGUGGAAUUGCUUAUCUCCACCAUGGGUGUGAGAUGCAGAUUUUGCAUUUCGAUAUCAAGCCUCACAACAUCCUAUUAGAUGAAAACUUCACCCCAAAGGUCUCUGACUUUGGAUUAGCAAAGCUAUAUCCAAUUGAUAAUAGCAUUGUCACAAUGACAACAACAAGGGGUACAAUUGGGUAUAUGGCUCCAGAAUUAUUUUAUAAUAAUAUUGGAGGAAUAUCCCAUAAGGCUGAUGUUUAUAGCUAUGGAAUGCUUUUGAUGGAGAUGGCAAGCAAGAGGAAAAAUCUAAAUCCCCAUGCAGAGCGUUCAAGCCAACUUUUCUUUCCCUUUUGGAUUUAUAAUCAUAUUGGAGAUGAGGAAGAUAUAGAAAUGGAAGAUGUCACAGAGGAGGAAAAGAAAAUAGCAAAGAAGAUGAUCAUAGUUGCACUUUGGUGUAUACAAUUGAAACCGAAUGAUCGUCCCUCAAUGAAUAAAGUAAUCGAAAUGCUUGAAGGAGACAUUGAGAACUUGGAAAUACCUCCAAAGCCAUCUUUAUAUCCAGGUGAAAUGAUCACAAAGGAUGAAAAAAUCAACACUAACGAGAUAAUAUCAAGUGACUUCAGUAGUUCUUAUUGUUCUAUGUAAAUUAACCCCUAGCUUGGUGAAGUACACAAUUUGGCAAUGCACGAUAAAUAUUUAUUUGCAUCCCCUUAUUGUUUUGAA